Molecule: messenger RNA, 1161 nt
Organism: Panicum virgatum (switchgrass)
Lineage: Eukaryota; Viridiplantae; Streptophyta; Magnoliopsida; Poales; Poaceae
Product: receptor-like protein EIX2
Exons: 1
Coding region: 138-791 (217 amino acids)
Molecular function (GO): protein binding
Source: RefSeq, a predicted model, not a curated record
UCGGAUAGCAAUGAAAAAGACAGACAUGAGUAUGCUACGAUGAUGAUAUCGAAAACUUUCAUAUUAUUAAUUUGUUUUCAGUCUUGAAGGGGAAGGAACUGAACUACGGUUCCAUUAGUAGAGUAUUUGACACAAAUAUGAUGAGCAUUGAUUUAUCUUCAAACAAUUUAAGCGGCGAAAUUCCAGAAGAAAUAACCACACUUGAUGCGCUAGUGAAUCUGAAUUUGUCAUGGAACUGCUUCAGCGGAGUUGUUUCAAACAAGAUCGGGGAAAUGCAAUCGCUGGAAUCACUUGACCUCUCAAGGAACAACCUUUCAGGGGAAAUACCAGCCUCUCUGUCAAAUCUGACAUUCUUAAGUUACUUGGACUUGUCGUAUAACAAUCUUACAGGAAGAAUUCCAUCAGGACGGCAGCUUGAUACCCUGUAUGCAGCAAACCCAUAUAUGUACAUUGGUAACAUUGGUCUUUGUGGGCAUCCUCUUCAAAACAAUUGCUCGAGGGAAGGUGACGUAUCAAAGCAAGGUCGCCUAGGAGGAACUGAAGAAGGUCAUGGGAUAGAAUUCUUUUAUCUUGGACUUGGCUGUGGCUUCGUAGUUGGUACCUGGUUGGCAUUUGGUGUCCUGUUAUUCAAGAGAAGCUGGAGAAUUGCUUACUUCCAGCUCCCCGACAAGUUGUAUGACAAAAUCUAUGUCCUUGUUGCUACAUGGACAAGAGAACCACAGACUGAUUACCAUGAAGCAGAUGCAACGAUUGGUGCUCCAACUAAAUUUAGCCAAGGAAUGCAUGAAUAAAUGGAAGCGGAGAAGUCUGUUCGCCGCUUCGACUUCUGUUACUAUUACAUAUUGCUGGUAUCUUUUUUUUUCAAACGAAAUGUAAUGUCGCUGUUAUAAGUCCUGACCCCGCCCACAUUCUUUGGGGGCAGGAAUUGUGUAAUAUUAAGGUGAAUGGUAUAUAUUUUCUUAAGCAGCUACCAAGAGCCGGAACUCCAUAAUGGCACAACUUAGAUGCAGGGUCAGGGUGUAGGCAUGCAGUAGCAGUUGCCACCUGCUGCCAUCCCCUGUAAAAGUUUCGGCAAUAAUAUUACCACUGGUAGUGGAGGAGUGCAAAUGUUGUGCAUGUAAAGGUUGAUAAGAACGCUCAAUUCUUGCUGUUCAUGCUUUA